AUCUGUAAUUGUUGAGUGUGGAGAAAGAGGGAAGAAGACGAGUGUCGGGUGUGGAGGAGGAGUAUUUGAUUACAAGUAGAAGUCCUAACACAUAACAUAUAAAGCGGGUAGGCCGGAGUGCCGCCUGCUGGCCGUAGCAGUUGAGGAGGAGGGGAUUGGAGGGUGGGGUAAUCAGCAAUGGAGACCUCAAUUAGGUAUGGGGGAGAUUCGAAAGCUCUGAGAAUCCAUGCCAAGGAGAAGUUGCCCAUCGACUCCAAUACUCACUUGCAGCUUCACGGAGAACUGGACACUCGACUCGGAGCCCCAACUUGCUUGACUGCUCUGAUUAGACACUUUUAUCCCAGUCUUUCAGCAGAUCUUGGAGUUGGAUUGAAAUAUAAUAGGCAGGAUAAGCUUCAUUAUACCGUCCGCGCUAAGAAGGCAUUUCCAGUCACUACUAAUGGCUUUUUUAACUUCCAUGUUAAGGGCCACUGUGAUGUUGACCAGGAAUUUAGACAGAAAAGGUCAAGAGGAGCAGCCGAGUUUUCUUGGAUAAUUUUCAACUUGAAAACAGACCAGGAUGUCAAGCUAAAAGUUGGUUAUGAAGUCUUUGAUAAGGUUCCAUAUAUGCAGAUUAGAGAAAACAACUGGACAAUCAAUGCUGAUAUGAAUGGAAGGUGGAAUCUAAGAUAUGAUUUGUGAGAGUAGGUUGGCAUUCACGAAAGAAAAGGAAUUUUCCAUUUUUUGUUGGAUUAUGAUUAGUAAAAACUGAGAUAUCAUUUCGCAUUGAUGCGUGGCACCAGAAAUGCUUUGAUGUCACGAUUUCGUGAAAUACGUUAAUUUUAUGUCAUCUAUGCCCGAUAUUACCAUUCCGUGGAAAAUACGUUCACUUUAUGUCA
Coffea eugenioides is the source of this 878-nucleotide messenger RNA. Its product is annotated as outer envelope pore protein 21, chloroplastic-like. Gene Ontology annotation, biological process: regulation of monoatomic anion transport. Gene Ontology annotation, molecular function: voltage-gated monoatomic anion channel activity. Lineage: Eukaryota; Viridiplantae; Streptophyta; Magnoliopsida; Gentianales; Rubiaceae. The transcript has 5 exons. The coding region runs from base 178 to 681 and encodes 167 amino acids. The record is from RefSeq and is a predicted model, not a curated record.